CCUGUCAUUCUAUCGAUGAUGACGGUUGAAACCCAGAUUUGUUACAAAUUUUUUGAUAAACUUUUAUAAUUGUUGUUUAUUUUCAUAGCAAAGAUUUUUUUAUAACCUAUUUGAAAAUGAAAUGAUUGUUUGAUUCACUGUUGAUAAUAUUACUACCGAAAUCUUUAAAACUCCGAUCAUCUAACAAAAUAAAAACAGUACAGUUUGUUAUGCAGCAUCUACGUCAUUAUUUUUUUUUGGACUCGAGAGUCCAAAGUUCAUAGUUUGUAUAUUGGUAAAAGUUAGUUAAAGUCUAGUAAACGUCAAGCUGUUGCAUUUGAUUGAAUACUGAGCUGUUGGAGAUAAUUUCAAUACGACCCUUGUAGUUCCAAAGUCAUUCAAUAUUUGUUACUACUAAGAAUCUCUACAAAAUGAUGUCAAGUGUAUCAAGAAUAAUUACACAAACUCCAAAACAUUUUAAUAAAUUUAUUAAUCUUAAUACAAGAUGUUUGGCAACUCAAGCAGCAGUAAGAGUAGAAACCCAAGAUGCGAAGGAUAAAAAAGAGACACAAUCCUUUACAAUGAAUAUGUUUCGAGGUCAAGUACAAGUAAAUCAAGUAUUUCCAUUUCCAAAACCGUUAACCCAAGAUCAAAUGACUGUUCUACAAGCAUCUAUAGAUCCAAUAGAAAAAUUCUUAACUGAAGUCAAUAAUCCUAUGAAAAAUGAUGAAACUUCUGAAGUUGAUGAAAAAACAAUGAAAGGAUUGUGGGAUCUUGGAGUAUUUUCUUUACAAGUACCCGAACAAUACGGUGGAUUUGGAUUGAAUAAUACUCAAUAUGCAAGACUGGUAGAGAUUCUUGGUAGCCAUGACCUAGGAGUUGGAAUAUUGUUAGGAGCUCACCAAAGUAUUGGUUUUAAGGGUAUUUUACUUUACGGUACUCCAGAGCAAAAAGAAAAAUAUUUACCUCGUGUUUCUAAUGGAGAAUACGCAGCAUUCGCUUUAACUGAACCCAGUUGUGGAUCAGAUGCAGGAGCAGUAAAAUGUCGAGCAAUAAAAUCAGCAGAUGGAUCUCAUUAUGUCUUGAAUGGCAGCAAAAUUUGGAUUUCAAAUGGUGGAAUUGCUGAAAUUAUGACAGUUUUCGCCAAAGUGCCAAUGAAAGAUCCAAAAACAGGUGAAGUUAAAGAAAAAGUAACUUGUUUUAUUGUCGAAAGAGGAUUUGGUGGUGUCACUAAUGGACCUCCUGAGCAAAAAAUGGGUAUUAAAUGCAGCAAUACAGCAGAAGUUUUCUUUGAAGAUGUUAAAAUUCCAGCUGAAAAUGUUCUUGGUGGUGAAGGAGAAGGAUUUAAAGUUGCUAUGAAUAUUUUAAAUAAUGGUAGAUUCGGAAUGGCUGCGGCAAUGUCUGGCACAAUGCAGGCAUGUUUGAAAAAAGCUGUAGAACAUGCGAAUCAACGUCAGCAGUUUGGAAAAUUAAUCAAAGAAUACGGUGCAAUCCAGGAGAAAUUGGCACGCAUGGCUUUGCUGCAGUAUGUUACACAAUCUUUAACCUACAUGGUAUCGGGAAAUAUGGAUUUGGGUAGUCAAGACUAUCACCUAGAAGCUGCUAUAUCUAAAGUUUUUGGAUCAGAAGCAGCAUGGUGGACUUGUGACGAAGCAAUUCAAACUCUUGGAGGAAUGGGUUUCAUGAAACAUGCUGGAUUAGAAAAAGUCUUAAGAGAUUUAAGAAUCUUUCGAAUUUUUGAAGGAACCAAUGACAUUCUUCGGUUAUUCAUUGCUUUGACUGGAAUACAAUAUGCUGGAAGUCAUUUGAAAGAACUACAGAAAGCUUUCAAAAAUCCUACUGCUAACUUGGGAUUAAUUUUUGGUGAAGCUGCUAAACGAGCUACCAAAGCAGUUGGCUUGGGACCGACUCCUACUUUUUCACAUAUGGUUCAUCCAAGUUUACGGGAAAGUGCUGAAUUGACUGGAAAAAGUAUUGAAGCCUUUGGACAAACCAUUGAAGGAAUUUUAAUAAAGUACGGCAAAGGAAUUGUCGAUGAGCAAUUUAUUUUAAACAGAUUAGCACAAGCAGCAAUUGAUACGUAUACAUCAGUGGUGGUUUUAAGCAGAGCAACUAAAUCAGCUAGUGAAAAGGUUCCUAGUGCAGAUCAUGAAUUAUUGAUGGCUAAAACAUGGUGUACAGAGGCUGCAAGUAGAACAGCAUAUAAUUUGAAAGUGGUAAAAACAGAUAAAUAUCUAAAUACUUUCAAUAAUUUAAAACAAAUUUCAUAUAAUGUUUGUGAUGCUGGCGGUAGAGUACAAAAUUCUCCACUUGGAUUUUAAUUAGAUAACGUUGCUUUAAGGAAUUAAGAGUAAAACAAUGUGUAUACGAGAAUAGUUUAAUGGUGCCUUCGAAAAUAUUUAUUUUUGAUAUAUUUAAUGAAGACAAACGAAUUAGAGAAAAUCUUUUAUGAACUAAGUUCACUGAAGUUUGAAAAUGGAAUAUUUUAAAAUAAUUAUAAAGAAAAAGAAACCACAGAAGAAAUUAUUUUAUUAAUUUCAUUUAAAUAAUUCAUUUGAUUGACGCAAUAAAUGAAUUUGAAAAAUAGUAGUUUUACCUGUGGCAUUUUUCUAAUGAAUAUUCAACGGAAAAUUACAAAAAAAAAUUACUUAGCAAAUGAAAUGUUUCAUAUAUGUAGUAGAUAUGUCAAAGCAAUGAAAGUGGAAGUGAAAAAACCUAAACUAUGUAUUCUUAAAAAAGCUCUUCCAAAUUUAAAGAACUUCUAUUAAGAAUUUUCUGAAAAGUUAUUUGGGUUACGAGACAGUCGUCUAGUCUUGAGCAGACACAGAAUAACAACAACAGAUUAAGGUAAUAAAUGAGUCUUAAUGUCAACAAAGAUAAGCAGCUACUCUUUUUCAACUUUAAUAAACGUACACAUAAAUCUUGCAAACAAAACGAUAAAAAGUUUUAUUAAAAUGUUUUCUCAUAUUAUUUAAAUGUCUGUACGUGCAACAAAAAUUGUAUUUUCUUUUUUUUUAAAACAAAAUAUGUAUCAUAGAAUUGAAACAUAGUAAAUUAUUAUAAUUAUUCAGUUAUUUGUAGCUGCUACUAUUCAUGUGUAAACAUUGAAAUCAUGAAUUUCCUAUUAAACUUAUUCAAACAAAUAUGAAAUAUUAAAACAUAGAUCCUUAUGUAAUUAUUGACGUACGAAUUUAAUCAUAGUUGUUGAUUAAUUAAUUGUUGUUCUUAUACGAGUACCCAUGGAGUUCAUAAAAGAAGUUAUUAAAAGUUUCUCUUACUCUAUAACUGAGAUAAAAAUCAAUGCAAUUUUUGUAAAUAAAAAAUUUU
Molecule: messenger RNA, 3306 nt
Organism: Chelonus insularis
Lineage: Eukaryota; Metazoa; Arthropoda; Insecta; Hymenoptera; Braconidae
Gene: Acadvl
Product: Acyl-CoA dehydrogenase very long chain
Exons: 7
Coding region: 411-2300 (629 amino acids)
Molecular function (GO): flavin adenine dinucleotide binding; very-long-chain fatty acyl-CoA dehydrogenase activity; fatty-acyl-CoA binding
Source: RefSeq, a predicted model, not a curated record